GUCGGUGCUGAAUCAGUGUUUUGCUCGAUUCUAGUGGGCGAAGAAGUUAGUAGUGCUAUAAUUUCUUUUUUUUUUGCUGCUGCUGAUUUGAACUUCCGUUCAACGUGUGUUUGUUAAGUUUUCGCUUGGCCGAAUUCAGAGAAUCUUGGAAACUAACUGAAACGAUGGAGAUGAAACUGCCGUUGCUGAUUAUUUGUUUGGCCGCAUCGGCUGUGAUGGGUGUGCAGGUGCAAAAGUGCAGGAAAGGAUCCAUUCCAACCAAGUUGGAAAUCGAGGGCUGCACCAAGCCUCCGUGUAAGAUCGUUAAUGGACAGAACUUGAGGUUCAAUGCUGAGUUUGUCAAUCCAACGCCCACCAAAACCCUUACUGCAAAGGUCAUUGCCCGAGUCGCCGGAUUGAUCAUCCCGUACGAGCUGCCAGCAGAGCAUCGCGACGGCUGCCAGAAGUUGACCAACGCCGAGUGUCCUCUGGGUGCAAACCAACUGGUCGCAGCUGCCGGUGACGUUCCAGUCGAAUCACCGAUCGUCAACGUUAAAGCCAACAUCGAAUUCCAGCUAGUUUCGGAUUCCGGCGUGGCCGUGUGCUUUAAGAUUGACGCCAAAAUUGUGAAGCAAUAAAGGAGAGCACCAUCCUCCCGAACGGUAGCGCAGCGUGUUCGACUAUCCAAA
This is a messenger RNA of Armigeres subalbatus, 668 nucleotides long. Its product is annotated as mite group 2 allergen Lep d 2-like. The transcript has 2 exons. Gene Ontology annotation, biological process: sterol transport. NCBI's taxonomy places the organism in Eukaryota, Metazoa, Arthropoda, Insecta, Diptera, Culicidae. The record is from RefSeq and is a predicted model, not a curated record. Bases 165 to 617 code for a protein of 150 amino acids. Gene Ontology annotation, molecular function: sterol binding.